Messenger RNA from Nicotiana tabacum (common tobacco), 1006 nucleotides. RefSeq names its product RING-H2 finger protein ATL78-like. Gene Ontology annotation, biological process: protein ubiquitination. Gene Ontology annotation, molecular function: transferase activity. The record is from RefSeq and is a predicted model, not a curated record. NCBI's taxonomy places the organism in Eukaryota, Viridiplantae, Streptophyta, Magnoliopsida, Solanales, Solanaceae.
CAAUUCAUUCAACAACAACAACAAACAAAGAAACAAUUCAAAGAAAAGCACAAAUACACACUUCCAACCAAAAGCUCUAUAUGGCAACUACUUCAACUCUAUUCAUUCAAGAAUUCACUGAGAACUUCCACUACUCAAGAAGACUACUUCUAAUACCAACUACAGUACCACAAUACCACACCGAGGCCACCGUGGCGCCGCCGCCUCCGGCAGCCCAAAUCAGCCGCGUGAAUACAUUUGAUGCAAAUGUUAUUAUGGUCUUGUCAGUACUUGUAUGUGCUUUGAUUUGUUCACUUGCCUUGAAUUCUAUCAUAAAGUGUGCAUUAAGGUGCUCUAACUUGGUAUCAGCGUCCUCAAACUAUAGAAAUCCUUCAGCUAGCUUAGCUAAUACAGGAAUCAAGAAAAAAGCCCUCAAAACAUUACCGGUUAUAACCUACACUACUGAAUUGAAAUAUCCAGGGCUUGACACUGAUGAGUGUGUCAUUUGCUUAUCUGAAUUUGCUGCUGGAGAGAAAGUUAGGGUUUUGCCUAAGUGCAGCCAUGGUUUCCACGUACGAUGUAUUGAUAAAUGGCUAAAUUCACACUCCUCUUGCCCUACUUGUAGGCAUUGCCUAAUUGAAACUUGUCAAAAAAUUGUUAAUGGUGGUAGUUCCUCUUCUACUACAAGGUCAAUUGCAAACCCUCAUAUAGUUAGCAAUACCUCGUCAGCAGUACCAGUCCAAGAAAUUAUUAUAAGGAUAGAACCUCUCCAACGUGAAGGUGUUACAUCUAACAAUCAUAUUUAGGUAGAAAAAUAGGAGUAUUAUUGAUUGGUAUGCAUCCCAUACUCAAUUAGAAUUAGCUUAGGUUUUUACUUUAUAGUUUAGUUGUUUUUUUUCCUUGUUGGAAGAGUUUUAAUUUAGCGAGCUAGAGCUAGCAUGAGGCCAACGGCAGUGUAGUCUUCAAAUGAUUCAUUAGUCUUGCAAGUGUAUAUAGAAAUUAAAUUUUAUUUCCGUUUCUUUUCAAA